AUGGCUAGUUACCAUGUUACUCCCCCAUUAUCAAGGGAGCACCUACCUCGAGAAUUCUGCUACAAAUAUGGCUUUUUCGCACAUGGAGAGGAAGAAGUAGAAAACGAAGCACCCGACUUCGGUAUGGCCCCGAAGGAGCAUAAUAAGCUCCGAGUCGGCACCGGUCGUGCGACUCCAACAAAGUUCGAACCACCAAGACUGGGUGUUGAUAUGCCCCAGUCACUCUUCGCACCUAGCGUUUCAGUCAAGGAGACACCGCGGCCACAUGAGUUUAUCCGUCGCACCAACAACCACACCCAAUAUCUGGUCUACGCGAGUGGCAAACGCUAUUUGAGCUUUCCCCUCGAGAACCAAGGACCGACUGGCAAGAAACACGCGCAAACGAGCAACAGAGCCGAGCUACGCGCCGUUGUUGCAGCCUUGCGAUUCCAAUGGUGGCAUGCAGAAGGGUCUGAUAUGCUGAUAGCAACCCAUUCCAGAUAUGUGGUGGAUGGUAUUGCAAUGUGCCUACAGAAAUGGAUCCAGAACGGUUGGAAGACGCAUAUGGGGGCACCAGUUGAGAACCAGGACCUCUGGCGUUGUCUGCUCGGAGAGAUCGAACGAGCAGAUGAUUCUGCGAUCCGCGUGCAGUUCUGGCAUAUUCCGAAGGAAUGGAACCUAGUGGCUCAUCGCCACGCCAAAGCUGCUGCUGGUGAUGACGGAUGUGACGGGUUCAGCGAUACCAUUGACAUUCUGGGUUGA
Molecule: messenger RNA, 741 nt
Organism: Penicillium samsonianum
Lineage: Eukaryota; Fungi; Ascomycota; Eurotiomycetes; Eurotiales; Aspergillaceae
Product: ribonuclease H-like domain-containing protein
Exons: 2
Coding region: 1-741 (246 amino acids)
Molecular function (GO): nucleic acid binding; RNA-DNA hybrid ribonuclease activity
Source: RefSeq, a predicted model, not a curated record